UGAGUUCGUAUCGGUUCGGAUCGGUUGGUGGGUCGGCGGCACGUUUUUCCACCCAAAAGUAGCGCAGAUUACUUAAAAAUACCAAACGCGAAAGAAUUGGAACAGCUCUGCUGGCUCGGAGCAUUUCUUAGUUUCAGUUUUUCCGAUUUUCCCACUUUCCGGCUCUCCGAUCCGGCAUUCUCCGUUCGCAUCUGGCGCGAGUAAAACGAGCAGCUGCUUCACUCCUCAUUCGACUAUUGUUGGCCGCGCGAAAAACAUGAAAUUGAAAAUCAAUCUGACGUUCCUCUGCGCGACACUCGUCGGCCUCCUGUCCAUCAUCCUCUUGACACAGACCGCGGAAACCGAGGCCUUUGGAGGCGGCAGCUCCGCAAAUGGGGCAUUGGUGUCAUGCAAAGAGCUGAACAAUGUCAACUGCUACGUGGGCCGGAACGAGGGGAACUUCUGCAGCAGCAAGGACAAGACCAAGGCCGAAACCCGCUGGUACUUCGACAAGGGCCACUGCAAGCCCUUCACCUACAAGGGAUGCAACGGCAAUCGCAAUCGAUUCUGCUCGAAGGACAGCUGCGAGUCGCGCUGCGCCGAUUGAUUGCCACCGGCGGACAUAUCCCUCCUUACCUAGUCGAUAAGUUUGUACGCGUACGUUUAGGCUAAGAGCAAAUAGAGAUCGCACCGCACACUAAACAAAAUAAUGCGUCAUUUAAUUACACAUUCAAUCUCACUUCUAUUGACAAAUAAUAGGUCUUAAUGACCUACAAAGUUAAUUGAUUCGCUGAUAGUCACUUUUCAUUUUUUCAAGAAAUUAUACUAGUUUUUAUCACUGAUCAACGGUUCCAAUGUAUAACUCAUUUAACAGUUUUCUGACCAUUUGAUUUUUUAGGUUGUGUGUUUAGUUUCAAAAUCACUUUUGAGUUAUUAAAAUAAUAUAUUUUAUACUAGUUUGUCUAAAUUAUUUUUUAUUUUCCUUAAAAUUUAUAAAUUCAUUAAAUCAUUAAAAAUAAGCACUUUUAUUUUUACCAUCCCAAACUUAUAGUUUUAGAAACUAAUGCUUUUACUAAGAGUUAAAAUAAAUAGCGCAUCAAAAUAAAAGCAAUAAA
This is a messenger RNA of Drosophila biarmipes, 1094 nucleotides long. Its product is annotated as BPTI/Kunitz domain-containing protein 5. Lineage: Eukaryota; Metazoa; Arthropoda; Insecta; Diptera; Drosophilidae. The record is from RefSeq and is a predicted model, not a curated record. Gene Ontology annotation, molecular function: serine-type endopeptidase inhibitor activity. Bases 257 to 586 code for a protein of 109 amino acids. The transcript is spliced from 2 exons.